AUGUCUUCUUUAACUAGAUUACUCAAGGAGAAACAAGGUGAGCCAUCAAAUAUAGUCUCCACGGAUAAUAAUAAUGAUAAUAACAGCAACAAUAAUUUAAAAACUGGUUAUAAAUAUGUAUCUAAGGAUGACCCAAUCUUACAUACUACUUCAAGAACUUUAGAUAUUUCACAUGGUAUCAGAAAAACAAAUGUUCCUACAACUAGUGUUACUAUGGUGAGCCAAUUAGUCUUAGAAAAUGAACAGGAAGACAAGAGUAAAGACUCACACAAUGACAUCAACAGUGACUUACAAAGAUUGAGUAUUGGCGAGUUUAAUAGAGAUAUGGAUUCAACUGUUAUUACCACAAAGACGCUAGGUAAGCCCUCUUUUUCCAAUGAACCUACAAUGGACCAUGAGGUUAAACCUAAUAGUCAUCUAAUAAAUAAUUUACACCACCAUCCGAGUAUUUUAAAACAUUCCAGAAAUGAUCCUCAGAUUUCUCAAAGUUUUUUAACUGCAAAUUUUGCCCAUACUGCAUCCUUUGUUGGUACUAAUAGCUCCUUAAAAGAUAGAUUUGGUUCCUUCAUUGAUAAUUCUUAUAACACAAGUUCUUCUCUUAGAAGAAACAGUUUUAAAAAUUCAUGUAGUAACUUGAACCAGUCAAGACCCAUCCCUUCACUAUCUUCAAGUAUUCCAUAUUCUGUACCUAAUUCUAAUAAAGACACACAUUCUAAUGGCACAAAUAGUAAUGCAUCUUCAUAUACUUCGUCUUUUUUAGAAUCAUUUGCUGCCAAUUUGCCCAAUAAUGUUUCUGCCAUUGAUUCAAAUAUUAUAACUUCACCAAAAGUAGAUACUGUUGAACCAAGAUUUAUUAUAUCAAAACAAAAAUUUCAAAGAGCAGUAAUGGAUAAUAAUAACAAUACUAACACUCAAAGCUAUGAUAGUAGUUAUAAUAACAAUCAUCAUCAUAAUAAUCCUGGUACUGUUUCCCGUUCAAGUUCCUUUUCUUCAUCCUUAGGUAAUUUAUUUUUCUCUUCUAAAAACAAUCAUAACCAUAACCAUACUACUCAUUCAACUAGUCAUCUAUCUCAAACACAUGUUUUACAAACAUCAGCGUCAAACUAUUCAUCAUCUUCAUCAUCUACCUCUACUGCAUCUAUAAAUGUAUCCACUAAAAACGCUACUACAAACAUAGCUACGACAAAUCCAAACAAUGUUGCCACUACAGCUACAACCAAUGCAACAGCUAUACCUAAACCAUCCCGUGCUAAACAUAGUAAUAUUUAUUCGACAUCAAGACAACCGGCAAAUUCAUCAUAUACAGAAAAUUUAUAUGGGUCUCCAAAUUCUAUUCAUGAAAAUAUUCUAAAUAAUCAUAAUAAUACUUAUAAUACCAACAUUCCAAAUCAAAGUACGGUUAAAUCACAUCGUUCUUCCUCAAUGGCAAACUUUCGCGGCUUUUUUAAAAAAAAUAACUCUACUUCAAUGAAUAGUCCUCCAACAUCAACCUCUCAUCUAAAUCCCACAAAUAAUCAUAUGAAUGUGAAUACUGGUAUUAUACAUAAUAGUAAUAAUAAUACCUCUUCAAUAAAUUUUACACCUGGAUCAUUUGGCUCCAGUUAUUCUAAUGAUACUAUUUAUUCUACCACACAUGAUACAAGUUUACCAUUCUCUAAAAGGUAUAUUAGUACUGGGGAAGAUUUAGGUGCAGGUGCAGGCGGUUCUGUAAAACUUGUAAAAAGAGUAUCAGAUAAUAGAAUCUUUGCAGUGAAAGAAUUUAGAAAUAAAUUAGAGAAUGAAUCUAAACGUGAUUACGUUAAAAAAAUAACAUCUGAGUAUUGUAUUGGUACCACUUUACAUCAUCCAAAUAUCAUUGAAACCAUUGAAAUUGUUUAUGAAAACAAUCGAAUUUUACAAGUCAUGGAAUAUUGUGAAUAUGAUUUAUUUGCGAUUGUCAUGAGUAAUAAAAUGUCAUAUGAAGAAAUUUGCUGUUGUUUUAAGCAAAUCUUAACUGGAGUACAGUACUUACAUAGUAUUGGUUUAGCACACCGUGAUUUGAAAUUGGAUAAUUGCGUUAUUAACAGUAAAGGUAUUAUUAAACUAAUUGAUUUUGGUGCUGCUGUAGUAUUUUCAUAUCCUUUCUCUAAAACCCUAGUAGAAGCAAGUGGGAUUGUAGGGAGUGACCCAUAUUUAGCACCAGAGGUCUGUGUCUUUGCUAAAUAUGAUCCACGUCCUGUUGACAUAUGGUCCGCAGCAAUUAUAUUUUGUUGUAUGAUUCUAAAGAAAUUCCCAUGGAAAAUUCCUAAAUUAAGAGACAAUUCAUUUAAAUUAUUCUGUUCCGGCAGAAAUUGUGAUUCAUUGAGUGCUUUAAUGAUAAGAACUCCGGAACCUCCAUCGUAUGACACUUUAGAUCAUUCAAGUUAUGAGGGCUACAGUACUACUGGUAACAAUGGUGCACAAACACAUUCUGCACAUAAUGCAGCAGACCCAAGCAAUCCUAAUAUUGGUCCACAAAGGUUGCUUCAUUCCUUACCUGAAGAAGCUCAACAUAUUAUUGGUAGGAUGGUAGAUUUGGCGCCAGCUUGUAGAAGUAACAUAGAAGAAAUCAUGGAUGAUCCAUGGAUUAAGAGUAUUGAAAUGUGUCAUGUUGUAGAAGACAGGUUUGAUUUCAAAGUUGUCUCUGCUGAAGAUCAUACACAUACGCAGGUAGAUCAAAGUGAAGCCCAUAUAGCUGGCUUAGAAAAGAAAAAGAAAGAGAAACAAAGACACAAUGAGCAAGCAGAUUCAGAAGAAUAA
This is a messenger RNA of Arxiozyma heterogenica, 2778 nucleotides long. RefSeq names its product serine/threonine protein kinase NPR1 (gene NPR1). Gene Ontology annotation, molecular function: ATP binding; protein serine/threonine kinase activity. Bases 1 to 2778 code for a protein of 925 amino acids. Gene Ontology annotation, biological process: intracellular signal transduction; protein phosphorylation. Gene Ontology annotation, cellular component: cytosol. The transcript has a single exon. Lineage: Eukaryota; Fungi; Ascomycota; Saccharomycetes; Saccharomycetales; Saccharomycetaceae. The record is from RefSeq and is a predicted model, not a curated record.